This is a messenger RNA of Cornus florida, 2200 nucleotides long. RefSeq lists its product as uncharacterized. The coding region runs from base 303 to 1727 and encodes 474 amino acids. Gene Ontology annotation, cellular component: mitochondrial small ribosomal subunit. Lineage: Eukaryota; Viridiplantae; Streptophyta; Magnoliopsida; Cornales; Cornaceae. The transcript is spliced from 7 exons. The record is from RefSeq and is a predicted model, not a curated record. Gene Ontology annotation, molecular function: structural constituent of ribosome.
UUUGUGGGUAUGUUUUGUUUUUAUUUUUAGAAUUUCAGCUAGCACUCCUCUAUUCAUCUUUCCUCUACUCUAGGGUUUUUCCCAAGUAGGGUUUUGUUAGGGUAAUGAUGCUCAUGUAUGGCGAAGAGCGCAUAUGAUUGCAGGAAGAAAGAGAAAUGUACAGAAAACGAAUUGAAAUUAUCGGACUUGCUAUACAACGAAGACAUUAUUCAUACCAUUUGUGAUUGAUUGCUGUUGUUCUCACUAUACUUCCAUACCACACCGUUCCAAACCCUCUUCCCAUUUCCCCCAAAACCUAGAAAAUGUUGAGGUCUCUUGUCAGAGCUGUCAAUUCAGCAACAAGAGCCCAACAGAGCCUCUCGAACUCUCUAAUCUCUGGUUCUACUACUCAGCUCUUGAAUUCGAGAACCUAUGCUUCGAAGAACAAGUCCGAUUCCAAGAAAUCCUCAAAGUCUAAGGGCAAGAAAGGCCAAUCCAAGUCCGAUCCCAAAUUCAAUGCGAAAUCCAAGCCCGAAGCCAAAGCCAAACAUACCGCCGAGGUCACCGCCGACGAUUCCGUCCCGGACAUCGCGGUCGACGACGAGCUUCGUCUCCGCCGGCUCGCGGAGGACGAGAAGAAUAAGGCUCUCGACGUUGGCCCUAAUGGGCGUCCUCUGUUUACCUCCACCAGUUCGCUUGCUCGACUCAAUAGAAAAGACACCUGCAGUUAUAUGAAAUUCAGAAUGGUGGAUCUGAAUGCCGUUUUACCAGAGGGGUUGCCGAUUGGAAUGGUGAAGGAGUUUGAGGAGUCCAAGCGGGAUGCACUGCUUGUCCGGCAGAGUUUUUUGGAUCUUCGUGAUAAUUUCAGGCGCAUUGUUGAUCCACCAUUGCAUUUUGCAGAUGGUAAAGGUCCAAAAGUUCGAAAGCAGAUUGUUUUGGAUGGUCCUGUUAGCUGUGGGAAGAGUAUUGCACUUGCAAUGCUUGUUCACUGGGCCCGUGAUGAAGGUUGGCUGGUUUUUUAUGUCCCCAGUGGUCGAGAGUGGACUCAUGGAGGAUUUUUCUAUAAAAACCCACAAACUGGUCUUUGGGAUACUCCUGUUCAGGCAGCAAAUAUUCUCCAGGAUUUUUUAAAAUAUAAUGAAUCUCGCUUAAAACAAUUACCAUGCCAAAUGUUUGAUCCUAUUCCUUUGGGAGAGGGUACUGGUGUUGGAUGGAUGAAAGGGGUUGAUUCUAUGACAAUGCCCGAAGGUUCAACAUUGUAUGAUCUCAUUCAAACAGGACUCACGUACACACAUGCUGCUGUUGGAGUGGUAGUUCGUUUGAGAAAGGAGUUAUCACUUAUAAAAGACAUACCUGUCCUUAUUGCAAUUGAUCAAUAUAAUAAUUGGUUCACAUUCAGUGAGUAUGGGGAGCCUGUAACUGUUCGCUCUUGCCGAUCCAUUCAUGCUAAAGAGCUUGCAACGGUGAAUGCAUUUAGGUCAAUGAAGCACAAUGAUAUGAUGGUGGGAGCUUUCUCUCAUUCAACAGCGGUAGGGAAGCUACGCAUGGACCUGCCAGGUGUUCCUCAUGAUGCUCGGAUUAAUUUUCCCCGCUACAGUUUGGACGAAGCUGCCACUGUUUGCCACUACUACCUCAGGCAAAGACUAGUACGUCGUGAAGCAUUCUCGGAGGAAGGUUGGAAGAAGAUAUACUACCUGUCCAACGGGAAUGGAUCAGAGAUGAGGUGGUUGGUUCCUUUUAUGCGGUGACCACGGAAGAGAGUUUAUUAGACGCAGCUUUUUUGAUGCACCACAGACAGAAUUGAUAGUUAGCUCUCACAACUUUCGGCAUUUGGUCCAUUCUGUUAAAAUAAACCGCGAGACUGCUGUUUUUGGAUUCGUAAUAUUCUAAAAGUGGUCGGUGAGGUCAGGGGCCGGACAUACGUUUCACUUGUAACCUAAUUGGUUGUAAGCAUCUUCUUUCUCCCUGCCAAUGGUUGCUUUUUGAAGACAAUGUAUCAUAUAUAGAUUGAUUUUUUUGACAUUCUAUACUGAGACCUGGCAAAUUGGCUUCAUGUAUGCGUCUGUGUGUUUUCUCACUUAAUUCAUUCUGGUUUACCAAUGUUUAGCAACCAGUUCAAGGUCCAAUGGAGCUCUAUUGCUCUACCACACUAUGUAUAAUCACCUUGUUUGAACUUUAUGCAGAUCCUCUAAUCAAUGGGUUAUCUUAAUUUCCUAUGGUA